Molecule: messenger RNA, 1161 nt
Organism: Kazachstania africana CBS 2517
Lineage: Eukaryota; Fungi; Ascomycota; Saccharomycetes; Saccharomycetales; Saccharomycetaceae
Gene: HSV2
Product: phosphatidylinositol-3,5-bisphosphate binding protein HSV2
Exons: 1
Coding region: 1-1161 (386 amino acids)
Biological process (GO): nucleophagy; protein localization to phagophore assembly site; protein lipidation
Cellular component (GO): phagophore assembly site membrane; cytosol; extrinsic component of membrane
Molecular function (GO): protein binding; phosphatidylinositol-3-phosphate binding; phosphatidylinositol-3,5-bisphosphate binding
Source: RefSeq, a predicted model, not a curated record
AUGUCUAAGUUUAACCAUGUAUCCUUCAAUCAGGAUGAUUCUUGUUUCAGUUGCUCGACUGAUAAUGGGUUUCUAAUAUACAAUACCUUCCCACUACAGAGAAAAUUGGUACAGAAAUUUGAGGCUGAAGACAAUUUAAAGGGUAAAAGUAUUGGGAUGACUGAACUAUUGAAUAGGUCUAACUAUAUUGCCAUGGUAGGGGGUGGAAGUAGUCCUCGUUAUCCUGUAAAUGCAUUGAUUAUAUGGGAUGAUCUUUCCAAGAAGGAAACUAUAAGAUUGAAUUUCAUGUCAAUAAUUAAAAAGUUUUUCAUUUCAAGAUGUUUUAUCAUUAUUGUAUUGGAAAAAUCCAUAUCAAUCUAUAAAUUCGCCAAGAAUCCAAUUAAGCUGUGUGACGAUUUUGAAAUACCAAUUAAUUCAAACGUAGAUUUUAGAACAUCAAAGGAGACCGACGAUCAAAUAAAUGGAAUAAUAUGUUUUGAAACUGUUAAAAACAGGGGACAAGUGCGAAUUGUCAAUUUAACUUUAAAGAAUGAUAAAUUAAUGACAAAUUCAAUAAUAUUUAAAGCGCACAAGACUGGAAUAAAUUUGAUGAAAUUUAAUAACCAAGGCAAUAUGAUUUCUACAUGUUCAAAAAAAGGUACUUUGAUAAGGGUAUUCAACGUGCAUAAUGGUCAACUUAUUAAAGAAUUUAGAAGGGGUCUAGAUAAUGUUACGAUAUAUGGUAUGAAGUUUAGCCCCCAGGGGAAAACUCUGGCAAUAGUAUCCAAUAAGCAAACUUUACAUGUCUUCAAAAUUUUGAAUGAUAAAAAUGAUAAUAAAGUGCAUGUAUUGAAUGGAAUUAUACCCAAAUCUAUUAAUUGGGGGGUUACAAAUUAUUUAGAAUCGACUUGGUCAAUGUGUAAGUUGCAUUUACAAAACUCGAAGUUGAGUCAAACAGAUAAAGAUUUAGAAGAGGAUCGAUGUAAAAUUGGUUGGUGUCAUAACGAUGAUGAUGAUAGUUUUGUACUUGUUUGGCUAAACAGAGGUAUUUGGGAGAAAUAUGUCAUACUAGAGAAGAAGCCAUAUACUGUCAGUGAGACUUUAAAUCAAUCGAUAAACAAUCAGGAUAGUUUUAAUGAUAAGAAGUGGGAAAUUAUAAGGGAAUCAUGGAGACAGUUGUGA